UGGCUUCACGUCAACACCGCGAGCCUUUCACACAGUGGGCCCAGGCCCACCCGCCUCCUAGCCCAUCACAAAUCGCAAUGGCACGUCCGGAGGGUUCAAGCACCUUAUCAGAGCCCAAUUCACGCUCUGAAAAAAUGGGUGCUGCUCGAUCUCGGUUGCCUCACAUCUAUACGCCAGCCUGUUCUACGGCUCCUUAACGAGCAGCCCCCUAAUAAGAUCCCGGGAAGCAAAACUGACGGUGGGAGCUGCCGAGAACUUCAGCGGCUGCCCGACCACAUUGAAAAGGGUCCUUAUGUCCUCGGCAAAACACAUUCGAUUAGACGCGAAAGCUUUUCCAACAAUACCCUCUCCUUUGAGCAAGUGGUAACCAGAACACGCCUCGUGAAAGCCCAUAACAUUUUCAUCUGCAAUAUAGCAGGCCGAGUCGAGUAUUGA
Messenger RNA from Striga asiatica, 435 nucleotides. Lineage: Eukaryota; Viridiplantae; Streptophyta; Magnoliopsida; Lamiales; Orobanchaceae. The record is from the annotation of a GenBank genome assembly.